AUGACAGCCACUACCCGAGCUGCUGAAAAGGCAGAAGAAAUCGCCAGCGACUCUGCUGAUCUUCUCGCAGGUCAGGUCCCUGGAGACCCCGACAAGGCUGUCGGACAUCCUUUGCAUCCUGCAACCGUUCAUUGGCCAAUCGCGUUCCUCACGGCAUGCUUCGGCCUCACGACCAUCACUCUCUUGCCAGCCAAUCUCUACCCUUCGUUCUUCCUACCGCCACCAUCUGCCAUUCCUUCUCUGGUGCAUUAUUCUGCUGGCGCUGCGGUCUUGUCAUCCGUCCCUGCCAUUGUGACUGGAGCGGGGGAAGCUUACAAGCUCGCCAAGAAGGAAUACAAGGAGAAAGGAUCGUGGGAAGCUGUCUUUGACAACAGCUGGAACAUGAAAGAUGACGGUGGGAGGAAACUCAAGAUGACAGUCAAGCAUGCCAGCUUGAACGAUGUGGUCAUCUUUCUCGCCGCUUACAACUGGUACCAUGGCUGGGCUCAUCCUUACGAUCCUAUCCCUGCUAUCGUUCUGGCUCUGAACGCCGUUGCGUUCCCUGCGCUUCUAUACUCCGCCAUGCUCGGAGGAAGGAUGGUCUAUGAGUACGGUAUGGGGGUUCAGCGACAAGGAGCAGGCAAACAGGUCAGGGAGAAGGACGAGUGA
Kockovaella imperatae is the source of this 648-nucleotide messenger RNA. RefSeq lists its product as hypothetical. NCBI's taxonomy places the organism in Eukaryota, Fungi, Basidiomycota, Tremellomycetes, Tremellales, Cuniculitremaceae. The record is from RefSeq and is a predicted model, not a curated record. The transcript is spliced from 4 exons. Bases 1 to 648 code for a protein of 215 amino acids.